Molecule: messenger RNA, 4793 nt
Organism: Molossus molossus (Pallas's mastiff bat)
Lineage: Eukaryota; Metazoa; Chordata; Mammalia; Chiroptera; Molossidae
Gene: ANKRD13A
Product: ankyrin repeat domain 13A
Exons: 15
Coding region: 263-2035 (590 amino acids)
Cellular component (GO): cytoplasm
Molecular function (GO): protein binding
Source: RefSeq, a predicted model, not a curated record
AGAAGUCGGUUCGGGAGCUGUCAGCGCGGGCAGCAGUGCGGCGGGCGCGGGGUGGGCGCGGCCGACCGGGUCCGGGACCCGACCCCCGACCUCCCGCGCGCCCCGCACCUGGCCCGGUAGGCCGCUUGGCCGCGUGCCGCGCCCCUCACUCGCUCGCCCAUCUCUCUCGCUCGCCAGCCGCCGGGCGGGCGGGCGCCGGAGACCCUGCGGGGGCUGAGGCUUGGCAAGCGGGCGGUGAGGGCCCGGCUGCGGCCUCCUCGCCAUGUCCUCGGCCCGCGACACCAGCGGCCACUUCCCUUUGCACCUCCUGGUCUGGAACAACGACUACCGGCAGCUGGAGAAGGAGCUGCGGGGCCAGAAUGUGGAGGCUCAGGAUCCACGAGGUCGAACCUUAUUGCAUCUUGCUGUUUCUUUGGGACAUUUGGAAUCUGCUAGAGUCUUGCUCCGACAUAAAGCAGAUGUUACAAAAGAAAAUCGCGAGGGAUGGACAGUUUUACAUGAGGCUGUGAGCACCGGUGACCCUGAGAUGGUGCACACAGUUCUUCAGCAUCGAGACUACCACAACACAUCCAUGGCCCUUGAGGGAGUUCCUGAACUGCUCCAGAAAAUUCUUGAGACUCCGGAUUUCUAUGUGCAGAUGAAAUGGGAAUUCACCAGCUGGGUGCCCUUGGUUUCCAGAAUAUGCCCGAAUGAUGUCUGUCGCAUUUGGAAAAGUGGUGCUAAACUGCGUGUCGAUAUCACAUUGCUGGGAUUUGAAAACAUGAGCUGGAUAAGAGGGAGGCGUAGUUUCAUAUUUAAGGGGGAAGACAACUGGGCGGAGUUGAUGGAAGUCAACCAUGAUGACAAAGUGGUCACCACUGAACACUUUGAUCUUUCCCAGGAAAUGGAGCGCCUCACUCUGGACUUGAUGAAGCCAACAGGCAGGGAAGUUGAAAGGCGGCUCACGAGCCCAGUCAUUAACACCAGCCUCGAUACUAAAAAUAUUGCUUUUGAAAGAACUAAAUCCGGAUUCUGGGGCUGGAGGACAGAUAAAGCAGAAGUUGUUAAUGGUUACGAAGCAAAGGUUUACACAGUAAAUAAUGUGAGUGUGAUAACCAAAAUACGGACAGAACACCUGACUGAGGAAGAAAAAAAGAGGUACAAAGCGGACAGGAACCCACUGGAAUCUUUGUUGGGAACUGUGGAACACCAGUUUGGUGCUCAAGGGGACCUCACCACAGAAUGUGCCACUGCAAACAACCCUACAGCCAUCACACCUGACGAGUACUUCAACGAAGAGUUUGAUCUGAGAGACAGGGACAUCGGAAGGCCAAAAGAGUUGACGAUUAGAACACAAAAGUUUAAAGCAACACUGUGGAUGUGUGAGGAAUUUCCGCUCUCUCUUGUGGAGCAAGUCAUUCCCAUCAUUGACCUGAUGGCCAGAACUAGCGCUCAUUUUGCAAGACUGAGAGAUUUCAUCAAAUUGGAAUUCCCACCUGGAUUUCCUGUCAAAAUAGAAAUUCCCUUGUUUCAUGUCUUAAAUGCACGGAUUACAUUUGGAAAUGUUAAUGGCUGUAGCACUGCUGAAGAAACUGGAUCGCAAAAUAUGGAAGGGACCCAGGCCAAUUCAGCUUCCCCAGUCACAAACUUUGAGGUUGAUCAAUCUGUGUUUGAAAUUCCUGAAUCCUACCAUGUUCAAGACAAUGGCAAAAACAUGCAUCUACAGGACGAAGAUUAUGAGAUAAUGCAGUUUGCCAUCCAGCAGAGCUUACUGGAGUCUAACAGGAGUCAGGACCUUUCAGGACCAGCUUCGAAUGGAGGGAUCAGUCAGACACACAUCUACGAUGUCCAAUAUGAGAGGGCCAUCCAGGAAAGCCUCCUCACCAGCUCGGAAGGCCUAUGCCCUGGUGCCUCAAAUGAGACAAGCCGUUUUGAUAGCGAUUUGCAGCUGGCCAUGGAGCUCUCUGCCAAAGAGCUGGAGGAGCAGGAGCUCCGGCUCCGGGAGGAGGAGGAGGAGCUCCAGCAAGUCUUACAGCUGUCUCUCACUGAGAAAUAGACCUUUCUGCCCACGGGCUGCACAAAGCAGAGGCUCUGGGCUGCACGCAGGUGCUACAUUACCAGGGCCCCAGGGCUGAGGGACUGCAUCUCGUGUGUGCACAGCAGAUGGCAGCUGGACCCUUCUUUACACAGAGGUGCAGGACCAGGGACUCCCAGGUCCAUCCACAAUACUCCCCGGUGAAGGGGCUGGGGACCGGCAGGCCACAUCUCCAGGCUAAGGGGAAGAGAGCAUCGUCACUUUCCAUGAACUAUAUUGGCUUGCAGGUCACAUUUUUACUACCAGCUUUAGACAAAAACCCCAAUCCCCGCAGGUUUGUAGGUUAAUUUCUACCAAGGAGUGAUAACAAAAGUUACUGCAGAGUCAGGGUGCUUUUAUAUAUGAGAGCAGCAGCCUUUGUAGAGUGUGGUUUAUGAAAAUUUAUUAUACUUCUUUAUAGUUCACCAAAGAAAUGGAUAACUGUGCCGAUCUACUCUUUUAUUUUUACCUUUAUACAGGGUUUCUAGGACACCAUCACUGUUCCUCCUCAUCUCCACCUUAUUCCAUUCCUUCCAUCCCCAGCUCAAGUUAAAGAGGAGGUGUGUACAGGAUCUAUUUUAGAUUAGGAUUAACUAUUUGCAUCAAAUUAAAAUAUACUAAUGACCAUGGAUUUUGCCUUAGCCUUAAAAAUUGCUAAUAAUUUCAAACCACCUCACUUCACUUAUUGAAGGAUCUGAUUUGAAUUUGUAAAGGCAGUUCCUUUGAGAGUAGUAUACUCCAGGCUAAAUCCAAGGCAGCUAAUCCUGGCCCUGAAGGAAAAGCUAGGAGAACCUGAGCUUUGUUCUGGAAGUGGGCAGGCUGGCCGAAAUACCAGACAGCAUAGAACCAAACCAAGUGUGUGUGCCACACCUUCUGUAGCGCAGGGCCUCACGCAGAGGUCCAGGAAGACCCUUCUCCCCCACUCCGUGUCCUCGGCUCACUGGAGAAUAAGGAGUGGACAUUAGAAAGGGAGCUACAAACGGAACUCAAUGGCUUUGCAUUCAAAAGGGAAAGUGAUGAUUCCAUAUAGCUUUUUAGAGUUCAAAUCAACAUCUUUCUGGAUAAAUAUAUUUUUUAACGGAAUCUUUUUAUUAUUUUUAAAAUAUAUAAAAACUAUUCCCAUCAGUAGCAAUACAAGGUUAUACAUUUUAACCAGAUUUCUCAGGCCUUUUUUGGAUACCUUUAGUAGUUAACUAUUUUGUCUAACCCUUCUGUAAAUAACCAUAGCAGAACAUACAGAGCCUGGGGAAUACAGCUGAGGGUACCCUCAUUCCGGCCGGCUGUGUAUUCAUUCCCACAGGCUGCACUGAAAUAACCUGGUAAAUAAUAUCGUCCUCUGUUUUAUAUCAGUUUCCUAUCUGUUGGGUUUCUUUUGGGAUGGGAAGAGAAACAUAAAGUACUGUCCAGUUAAAGUCUGUAUGCAGUUAGCAUUGCCAGUAAAACGUUCCUAGUCACAAAGAAAUGUGCUUUUGAUUCCAUAUAACCAUCUGUCUUUUUUGUCAUGGUCUGACCAAAUUCCUUCUCUGCACACCAGGCCAGUAUAUGCAGCAUCACAUUUUGUUUACUUAAUAUUUACCCUGAGUGAAGACACUUCUCCUCGGAACGGCUGCAGUGAGGCCACAUUGUAAUCUCUUACGUUCGCAUUCCAUUGUUCUGCUUCCCGAUGUCUCUUUCUCCCAGGAAGUCAAUUAAAAAAGGACUGAGCUUUUUGUCAACCUGUCUGCAGCAUUUGUCACUUGUUUUCACUCUCUUAAAAUGCAAAUAAAGACUGCUUCCUUAGAGGGUGCUCAUACAACAUCCUAGACAGCCUUUGAGUCUUUUUCAUGUUGUUUUUCUAGUCACGGAAGGAACCCGCAGUUUGUGUCACUGGAACAUUAGAAUGCUCUCCCAAUGCUCAGUUGUAUAUUACAAGGUGACAUGUUCCUCUCAGCUUCCUGCCCAAUCAUAUGUGGUCCACACACCCAGUGCUCCUGUUUCAAAUGGAAACUAAAAGCAAGCCAGUGUCAGGGCUGCUGAGACCUCUGCAGUUGUCCUCUUGGAGAGGGACUGGCUCUUGUGGAGUAAGGACAACCAAGUCAUCAGCUCUCUACUGUGACUGAAUAUGCUCUCUCCUUGGAAGUUGAAGGGCUUUUCUUUUGAAUCCUCACCUGAGGAUAUUCUUUUUAUUGCUUGAGAGAGAGAAACAUUGAUCUACCACCUUCCACGCGUGCCCUGACGGGGGACUGAACCCACAACCUGGGUAUGUGCCCUGACCAGGAAUUGAAUCCGCCACCUUUUGAUAUACAGGAUGAUGCUCCAACCAAGCCACACCUGUCAGAUUAAGGCCGAAGUGCUUUUUGAGGCUGUUUUUAGAAGUUCGGGUGAUAAUUAGGGCUUUCAGACUUCUCUUACACCAAUUAUAUUGGCAUUAAAAUAAACAAGGCAGUGAGUAGUAAAAAAAUGUUUGGUUCCAGAAAUGAGACCUUGGGAAAAUGAAGAUGCUGCUUUGCUUUUUUGGGAAAGUAAAUAACAAUACUUUGAAUCAGUGGGGUACUAUGAAGAAAACCGUUCCUCUUAUUGAGAUGCAAUAUCUAUGGAUUAUUUAAUUAAAAAUGAACAUUUCCUGCUCAAUGCAGAUGACAUCAAAGACAGCUAGACCAUAGCAACUUCAAAUGACUAUAGCACAGUAGUGAUGGAGUUAAAAGUCCAAACUAGGCCCUGGCCAAUUUUGCUCAGUGGUUAGAGCGUCGGCCUGCUGACC